Molecule: messenger RNA, 6147 nt
Organism: Anguilla rostrata (American eel)
Lineage: Eukaryota; Metazoa; Chordata; Actinopteri; Anguilliformes; Anguillidae
Gene: arid5b
Product: AT-rich interaction domain 5B
Exons: 10
Coding region: 115-3555 (1146 amino acids)
Biological process (GO): regulation of transcription by RNA polymerase II
Cellular component (GO): nucleus
Molecular function (GO): transcription cis-regulatory region binding
Source: RefSeq, a predicted model, not a curated record
CAGUUGGGAAGAUAUUGUACGUGAAAAUAUUGUGCCCUUCCAGGACCGUCAGCAAUCCAUUCAAGCCAACAAGUUUGGAGAGAAUGUUGAGUUAAAUCAAUUCAGAACGUCGAGAUGGAGCCCAACUCACUCAAGUGGGUAGGCUCACCUUGUGGCUUGCAUGGACCUUACAUUUUCUACAAGGCAUUUAGAUUUCAUCUUGAAGACAAACCAAGAAUUUUGUCCCUUGGCGACUUUUUCUUUGUAAGAUGUAAGCCAGAGGAUCCGAUUUGCAUAGCAGAACUCCAGCUGUUGUGGGAAGAAAGGACGACCAAGCAACUUUUAUCUAGCUCUAAACUUUAUUUUCUCCCAGAAGAUACUCCCCAGGGAAGAACUGUCAGUCACGGAGAGGACGAGAUCAUCGCCGUCUCUGAGAAAGUCAUAGUGAAAUUGGACGACCUCGUGAAAUGGACGGUCUGCGAUUUCUCCCAGUGGAAGUGCGGCCUGCGGGCCAUUCCGCUCAAAUCCGCCACGCUCAGGGAUCUGGGGAGGAACGGCCAGUGCGAAGCCCUGCAGAAGUACAGAGAGUCCACGCUCAACAGCGGCCUCAACUUCAAGGAUGUCUUAAAGGAAAAGGCGGAGCUAGGCGAAGACGACGAGGAAGGGAAGGUUCUGGUUCUCAGCUACCCGCAGUACUGUCGGUACCGGUCUGUCAUCGCCCGUCUGCGGGAGCGGCCGUCCUCUCUGCUUACAGACCACGUGGUGCUGGCACUUGGCGGCAUCGCCUCCCUUAGCAACAACACCAAGAUCCUGUACUGCCGCGACACUUUUGACCACCCCACUCUCAUCGAAAACGAGAGCAUCUGUGACGAAUUUGCGCCCAAUCUGAAGGGCCGGCCCCGGAAGAAGAAGCCCUCCAUCUCCCAGCGACGCGACUCGCAGAGCCAGAGCUCGGGCAAGGAGGCCAGCGGCGCCGAGGGCAAGGCUCCUGCCAAGGUGAAAACCGACCCCAAGGCGGCGGUGGCCAAACCCAAAAACGGCGGCGGCGGCUGCAAAAAGGCGGCCGCCGAGGAGAAGCCCAAGGUGGAGGCAGGUGAGGAGUGCCGGGCGGACGAGCAGGCCUUCCUGGUCGCUCUGUACAAAUACAUGAAAGAGCGGAAAACGCCUAUUGAGAGGAUCCCAUACCUCGGGUUCAAGCAGAUAAACCUUUGGACUAUGUUUCAAGCUGCUCAGAAACUGGGAGGAUAUGAGCUGAUCACAGCUCGCCGACAGUGGAAAAAUGUAUACGAUGAGCUUGGCGGCAAUCCUGGAAGCACUAGUGCUGCCACAUGCACUCGCAGACAUUAUGAAAGACUCAUCCUCCCGUACGAGCGAUAUACUAAAGGGGAGGAGGACAAGCCCCUCCCCCCCGCCAAACCCCGAAAGCAGGAGGCCGGAGCCCAGGAGGGGGGAAACAAGACAAAGGUGGCGGCGGCGAAGAGGCCCAAAGAGGAACAAAACCAGAAGCCCAAGAACGAGAAGGACGCCGCCGCGAAAGACCUGGACGUCUCGCCGGUUCCUGAUGAGGAGAUGAGCAGCGAGGCCUCCGAACGGGAGCAGGAGGCGCUGAAAGAGGAGAGGAAGAGCAGCAGCGGAGAGGAGGACGAAGAGGAGCUCCAGCUCACUGUGAAAGAGGAGGCCGUCCCGGAGAAACCGCCGCACCGCGCCCCGCCCUGGGAGAACGGCCCCCCCGAGCGGGUCCUCGGAGACCCCCCGCCCCCGGCCGAGCUCCGGGAGGGGGUCGACGCCGAGCCCACCGCUCCCAAACCGCCGCACUCCUGCCCUGCGCAGGACGACGCCUCCGAGCCCGGGGCGGGGUACGCCGCGGGCAGCGCAGAAGCUGCCGGAAAUACUGAGACCCACAACCAGGUGGGUCUGGUGCUGCCCACCCUGAAGCAGAGGCCCCCGCCGGCCCUCCCGCCCCGGGACCCGCCCUCGGAGAAGGAGGACGCCCCCGGCAGGGACGAGGCUUGUUUCGGGUACCCCCCGGCGCUGUACCCCAGGGGCAACCCCGGAAUCAUGUCCCCUCUGGCCAAGAAGAAGAUGCUGUCCCAGGUCAGCGGCACCGCCCUGCCCAACAAUUACUCCUUCGGCCCGCCCCCGCCGCUAAUCAACAGGAAGUGCGCGAACGGCGGCCCGGAGGAGCCAAACGGCACCGCGGGGCCCCUGGGGCCCGGAGCGGAGCCCCCGAUGGUCAACCGGCCGUCGGUGAUCCAGCACGCGCAGAGCUUCAAGCCGCGAGGGGCGGAGGAGAGGAAGGCCCCGGGCGAAGCCUGCGACCCCGCCCACGCCCCGCCCCAGCCCCACCCCCAGCCCUGCCCGGCCGGGGACCCCUACCUGCUGAGGGCCGACCCCCACGAGGGCGCGGAGAGGAAGGUGGCGCGCCCCUCGCCGGCGCCCAGCUUCCUGUGCGACUUCUACUCCUCCCCCCACCUGCACAGCCUGUACCGGCAGACGGAGCACCACCUGAGCAAGGAGCAGCUCACCUCGUACCUGAGCCGGGAGGCCCCCUUUUGCCAGGACGGCGAGAGGGUACCGGGCUUCCCCCCCGCCAAGUACCCCGAAAACCACGGCCUGAGUUACGGCGCUCAGCUGUGUCAAAACGGCAAGGCGGGCCCCGGAGAGAGGUCACCGGACGACCAGCCGACGGACUUGAGCCUCCCCAAGCCACCCCCCCACAGACUGCCCCUUCCCAAGCCCUCGGCGUGCAGGGCGUCCCAUUCCAUGGCCCAGCAGGACGUGGGCGCCCCCCCGCUCUUUCAGACGGGCAACGGCCAGCCCUCCGGCCUGGACUACCACCCCAGAGCCUGCCGCGUCCCGCCCAUGACCAUGUCUGCCCCGAAAAAACCCGCUGACCCCCCGCCCAGGGCUGGAGCCAAGCUCCAGAACGGGCGGGGGGAGGACGUUGCGGGGUACAAGGCGGAGGAGAUGCCCCGGCCCAUCCUGGGGGCCAAGAGCGGCCCCCAGAACGUGUGCACCGCCCGGCCCCUCAAAAGGAGCCUGGAGGAGCCUGACGGGCCGCCAGAGAAGAAGAUCCGGGUGGUGACGCCCAUGCACUCGGCCAAGGACGCGGCGGGCCACGCCCGGACCCCCGACCCCGAGGGCGAGGGCAUGAAGCCGGCGGAGCCCGCGCACGGCGUGCACGUCAACAGCUACGCCGACGGCCACAAGUUCCCCCUGCACGCGCCCAUCUUCCCCGGGCUCUACCCCGGGGCCUUCCUGUCCCAGGUGCAGGACGUGUGCGACAGCCUGGGCUCCCCCCUCCCGCCCGGGUACUCCUACCCGCUGCAGUACUUGAAGAAUCAGGGGGUCCUCUCCCCUCUCAUGCCCCCCUUCGCCAUCCAUUCCUUCAUGAUGCAGAGACAGCUGCUGGCCUCCACGGCGGGCCCUCCCCCCCUCUACCGCCACCCCGCGGGGGGGGGCUCGUACGGGGACCUCCUGCACCACAGCCUCUACCCCAUGUCUGCCCUCAACCACCAGCCCGCGUUCAGCCCCUCCCAGCUGCCCUCCGUACACCCCAGCACCAAACUGUCCUAGGCCAGCCGGUCUGUCAUUCCCUGUAGCAAUGCAGUGCAAAGCAAAGCAGCUCCUCCCCUGUUCUUUUCUGUGUCCCGUAAGCAUGGCCGCGCUAUAGACCUUAAACAAAUGGCAGAAGACCUUGAAGGUGCUUGAAUCUGGGAACAAUACCUUUUUAUUUGUGCACCAUUUUUAAUUUUUUUUUUUUUUGUUUGCCACGUCACGUUUUAUAAAUUUUGCACAUUACUCUGAACGUGGGCCAACUCGGGCAUCACAGUGUCAGUUGCUGUUGAGUCUGGGGUCAAAGGGCAAAGGUCACGGACGCAGCGUCGGCAGGGCUCGGCACGAGGGCUCCCGUCACACCGCUGGCUAUCCAAAGGAUAACACGAGUCACGUGACAAAUCAAUGCAAUUCACGGUGCAAUUUCAACAGAUCCUGGGUUUUCACUUAUUUUUGAAACACUAUGAUGAAUUGUUAUGGAACACUGUCAAAGGAGUUGUUAUAAUCAAGGUUUACUAUCGGAAAAAAGCAUUCAAUCUGCAUUUUAAUAUUAUUCCUUAUUGUGCAUUUCUUUUUAUUUAAUUGUAGAUCUGCAGUCUGGAGUUCAUUUCAAGCCUACGUGGGUUAUCAUUAGUGACUUAAUGCCAUUGAAGGCAAUCGCCUGGACCUGAACAUUGCAGUAUAACAGAGCAGUUUUGUGUAGAUACAGGCAGGACUCUCUCCUUGAAGGAAAUCUUCAAAUUCAGUGAUACAAUGUGAAGUGGCAUUCACAUGCUGUUUUCAAUCACUGUUUCCAGCCCUCCUUCACAGGUUGUCAUGUGACACAGAGGACUUUGUUGUUUACCAGGAUGAUGUUAAAUACAUUUCUUAAAUGUAGGACUAUGGAGUUUGUAAAUAGUAAAAAAACGAAAAUAUUACAACAUUUUGUAUCCUAUUCACUGGCUACUGUAAUUUCUGACCGCUCUGAACUUCAGAUAACAAAGGGUUGGGGUUUGUUCUUGUGUGACAGAAGUGCAAUGCCCAGGACUACUCGGAAGCCGAAACUGGCUUUUUGUUUUUUGGUGCGGAUGUAAGACUUUUGUUCCUUUUCUCAGAAGACAAAUUCAGGAGCCGCAGCCACAGUUUUAAGCCUUCACCGGAAAAUAUAUUUAAAACUAUGAUUCUUUUAAGGAGCACUUAACUGUAGUGAAGCACACAAACCAUACCCCCCCCCAUAGACUCUCAAUAAUCACAAGGCCAGUUGCUCUGAAUUUGUUUGCAAUGGAGGAAAAAGACGUAGCGAUGACAGCAAUCAAUGGAAAGGGUAUGUAAUGGAAUGACGCAUAAUGCAAUUUUGAAAAUGGUUGCCAACAGUGAAAACAAAGGCUUAUGUAAUUAUUUUUGCACAAAGGAUUUGGGGAGGGGAUGGGGGAGUGAGGGUGGGGGGGGGGGGAGUGUUGAAAGCAGUGAGAAUGAAAAUCUAGUAUGGAGCAAUCUUUAUUAAUGUGUCAUUGGUGAAGACUAAAUAUGAACUGAAGAAAUGUAUUCACUCCAAAAAUGCUUGGAGUAACACUCAAGGUUGCUAUGUAACUUUUUUUAAAAGAGUAAUAAAACUGUUUUAUAUGCACCAUAACAAGGCUGCAGUAUCUCCAAUUUAAACUGCAUUCAAUAGUGGUUACACAUGACUCCCAAAAAAAAAAAACUAUUGUUACCCUUGAAGGUAUUGUGAAUACUUUGGUCACAGUCAACCAUAAAUAUUAGAUAUGAAGAUAUAAAAUUGUGUUCAGUUCAUUUCUCCCUUGCAAGUUUUGUGCCUUUUACAUUUGGCGGUUAACUAUUUAACAAGUGGAUGAGCACGAUUCUUCAAGUUUUGUUUAAAGCAAAAACAUCUGGGUUUCCUUUAAUCUUGAAGGCCCCAUUAACACACAUUAUGUUGUUCUAUGCUUAGUAUAGUGUAUGAACAGAGAGGCCUGUGUUACUGGUCGAAUGUUGUUACUUUACAUUGUGCUUCAGUAAAGAGAAAUUAAUCUUCGCAUGGGUACUGUACUAGACCACACGUUCAAAGGCCUGAGUUGGAGCACAUCUGGUCUAGUUUACAAUGUUCAUUCUAACUGUAAUGAGCACGGGGAAUUUCUGGGCCCUAUAAUUAGAAUGUUUGUCGGGAGCACUUAAAGAGCCUCUCAGUGUAAGAUUGUCGUAUCCAACCGUGCUGAAGGGGUUAAAGUUCUACUGUCAGGGCUUUCGAAACACAAAUCUGUUUACCAGUUAAAUGCGUAUUUUUCUUUUUUUCAUUUUUUGCGGUCUUUGUUGUAAAUGUUGUACACCUUUCUCGGGCCUCCUCUAGCCUUGUGUUAUUGCGUUUGUACAUAGUAAAACCUGAGCUGAUAACGCUACGUAGUUUUGUUUUAAUGAUACCGAGUGACCUUGCUAUUAUAGGUUCACAACGCUACACUUACGAGUACUGAGCCAAUUAUAAACACUCGGUUUGUCUGUUUUGUACUUUGUGUUUCCAAAUUGUACUUCUUUGAGAUGCUUUUUGAUACCAUGUCCCAUUAGGUCUCCAAUCACAUAGCUGACAAAAUAUUUUGUACUUUCUGAUCCACUGUAUAUUUAAUUAAAAUAUUUUACUACCUA